Messenger RNA from Cricetulus griseus (Chinese hamster), 3947 nucleotides. Lineage: Eukaryota; Metazoa; Chordata; Mammalia; Rodentia; Cricetidae. The record is from RefSeq and is a predicted model, not a curated record.
UUGCGCGGAUUGAUGGCAUCAUCGAAGCGACUGGUCCGGAAGGAAGUAGCGUGCUGAGGGGUGUGGCGGUUUCUGCGGUUGCACGGGGGUUCAGACGUGUACGGAGCGCCUGGAGGGACAGCCUGGAUACAGGUUCACUGAUGGCUCAGUUGGGAGCAGUUGUGGCUGUGGCUUCCAGUUUCUUUUGUGCAUCUCUCUUCUCUUCUGUGCACAAGAUAGAAGAGGGACAUAUUGGAGUAUAUUACAGAGGUGGUGCCCUGCUGACCUCCACCAGUGGCCCCGGCUUCCAUCUCAUGCUCCCAUUCAUCACAUCCUAUAAGUCUGUACAGACCACUCUCCAAACAGAUGAAGUGAAGAAUGUACCAUGUGGGACCAGUGGUGGUGUGAUGAUCUACUUUGAUAGAAUUGAAGUGGUGAACUUCCUGGUCCCAAAUGCAGUGUAUGAUAUAGUGAAGAACUAUACUGCAGACUAUGACAAAGCCCUCAUCUUCAACAAGAUCCAUCAUGAGCUCAACCAGUUUUGCAGCGUGCAUACACUUCAGGAAGUCUACAUCGAGCUGUUUGAUCAAAUUGAUGAAAACCUCAAGUUGGCUUUGCAACAGGACCUGACCUCCAUGGCCCCAGGGCUUGUUAUCCAGGCUGUACGAGUGACAAAGCCCAAUAUACCUGAGGCAAUCCGCAGGAACUAUGAGCUGAUGGAAAGCGAGAAGACGAAGCUUCUGAUUGCAGCCCAGAAACAGAAGGUGGUAGAAAAGGAGGCCGAGACAGAGAGGAAGAAGGCCCUUAUUGAGGCAGAAAAAGUGGCUCAGGUUGCAGAAAUCACCUAUGGGCAGAAGGUGAUGGAAAAGGAGACGGAGAAGAAGAUUUCAGAAAUUGAAGAUGCUGCAUUUCUGGCCCGGGAGAAGGCGAAGGCUGAUGCUGAGUGCUACACUGCUCUGAAAAUAGCAGAAGCAAAUAAGCUCAAGCUGACUCCAGAAUAUCUGCAGCUGAUGAAGUACAAGGCCAUUGCUUCCAACAGCAAGAUUUACUUUGGCAAAGACAUCCCCAACAUGUUUAUGGACUCUUCAGGUAGACUGGGCAAGCAGUUUGAGGGGCUGACUGACAAGCUGGGUUUCAGCUUAGAAGAUGAGCCCCUAGAGGUGACCACAAAGGAUAAUUGAAAAAAAAAAAAAAAUGUAUACAACCUCUGAUUGUGACGCUUAGAGAGAGCUUUAUUUUUUAAGAUGAAACAGAAUGCUCCUCCUUCCCACACCACCUUCUUAGACUCUUCGAGUUACUGUGGUAAAAAAGGAAGAAGUGGACAUGAAUCUACCCCCCUUCUGGGAAGGGAGAGCAGAUGGAGAAUUGUUUUUUAUUUUAAUUCAGGUAAGUAGGUUAUAUGACUUCUGGUAAGGUGUGUACAUCCUAGGUUUGACCUCUGACCUGCAGGCACCAGCUUAGUGGGAAAUGUGUGACUGCUGCUUCCUCAUGGUUUGAUUUCCUUCAUGGGAAAAUUGGUUCCACAGUUCUCUUCCUUGCCUCUGAUGAAGGCAGCGUUGUCUGCAUGUGGGGCUACCAACUGACCAGGCAUCUGCUAUGGCACAUGAGCCACAGAGAGCAGUGGUCUGCUGGGCUUUUUAACAGUGCGAGUGGGUUACUCUCGAGUUAAGCUGGGUUGAGCCCUCCUUCGGAAGAACCUGGUGCUAGGUUUUGCAAGAUUUUCUAUACACUGUACUCUUGCCCUAGUGUUUUCUGACUACAUCUCACCGCAGCAGGGCUCAGUCACCCCACACACUCCUUUUUCAGAUUUUCACCUGAUCUGUGAUUUGAUUUCUUCUUGAAUAAUCUAUCCAUUAGUUCCACUCAGCAUCAAGAUGGGAGCAAGUGUCUGACUGGCUGAUGAAGUAGUCCCCUUAUACCAUUAGGCACUGUAGUACUAUUUGACUACUUAGGAGUAUACCUUUAAGACCUUAUCAUUAUAGAGCUUCUUUAUUGAAGAGCUCUUGACACUGGAGGAGAAAGAGCCAGCCAGUAGGUAUACAAGUAGUAGUGCCUAUGGCGUGUGCUGGGGGUUUAUCUGACACAUUGAUAGUGAUCUUUGAAAUCCAGAGCAGCUACAUAGAUGCAAGUCAGAGUUGAUGCCCAUGCCCUGUGGGCAGCAUUGAAUCCUCAUGUUUUGUUUUUCAUUGCUAGUUAGGAAAACAAAGAGUCACCCUAGGAGAUUCAGGAUGGGAAGAACAAAUAUGAAAGAACAGUAUUUCUUAGAUCCUGAAAUUGGGUGGGAGCAGGGCUACAACUUGUAUGGCCUGUGAGUGCUGCACAGAAGACCUUUGUGUACGGCAGCUAUGCAGAGUUAAUGCUGCCAUGGCAGUACCCUGUGUAACUGUGCCCAGCUCCAACAUAGGACUUGGCCUUGUUAUUAGCUGCUCCCCCCUCCACCCUCCCACACACACAAAGCACCUAUUGUUAUCUUUAGGUGAAUACUAUAAUUAUAUGAUAUAGAACCAAAAAUGAGGAUUGAUACCAGAAAAUAAGUCAGGCCAAUUUGCUUCUAAGUGACUGGCACUAGGCUUGUCGGGUAUUUGGCUAGCAUUUGGCCUGACUGGAAAGAAGCACACUUGAGAUGUUGCCCUUCCCUGUUCUAACUCCUUGUACAGAGAUUUCUCAGGCCACUGGUCCUGGUCACACUUUGUACAGACUACAAAGUGUUCCUGGAAAGGAUAGAUACAAUGUGCUCAGAAGUUCUUGCGAAAGUGGGGUCCCCCCACUCCCAAGACCAACUCAUCUUCCUCCCACUUGCUGCUGAUAAUCACUUGUUGAGAGCAACCUGCCAUAGCCAGCAUCCCCUCUUCUUCCUGAGCCUCAGAAACACUAUUUCACUGGAGUCAGUGCAGGAGUAAGUCUGAAAGUCUGGCUGCUACUUAGGUUCAGAUAAUUGGUCCCUUAUCACAAAGAGCCUCCGUAAAGUCCUGCUGCAAGUGCUGCUUCCCCACCUUUGAAUGUCACUUCUUUAACAAAACAUGUGAAUGUUCCCAUGUCAUUAACACAAAUUCAGUAGAUGUUGGUAUCUGUCCCAGCAGUAAAAUCAUGGAAUUCAGCUGUCUUUUUAGAAUGGGACACGUAGCCCAUCUGUCUGUAUGACUUUGUUUUUUGUAAUACUAGAAAAUCUGAUUGUAAAGCAUUUAAAUUUGAAAGAUGUGAAACGUGAUAAGCAGGCAGUGAAGUCAUGGCUGCUAUUUAUAUAGAGAACUUCUAUCAAAAUAAGUAACUUGUUUGUAAAAUUCAGUUUUUGUAGGAUUUCCCCAAGGCACAGCCACCUUGGUAAAAUAUUUCUCACUCACUAAACUUCACAGAAGCAAUUCCUAUUCAGAACAGUUUUUAGUCGCUUUCCAAUAUAUGGUCAAUGUUUGUAAGGAAGCAUAAGUUUAAUAACUUUUUAUAACUAAAAAUAGAGGAAUCAGUGUGGUUGCUAAGUUGAGGAGCAGGGAACCACUGAAUGAUCUGAGUAAUACAGUGAUCUAAAGAAGGCAGAUGUUUCAUAAAUGACUGUGGGUGUAAUUGUAUCUUGUAGAACUGAGUUGGAAAUUGAUAAGCUGUACCUUGACAAAUAGCUACUCUGUAAAUUUCAGUGGUUGUCUUCAGUGGGUUUCUAGCCACUGUUUAUUUACUUAUAAAAGCUGUAAAGGGCAAUCAUGUGUCUUUACUUCCAUUCCUUUUUAUCUAUACUUGUGUGUAAACUGGUGAUUGAAUAGUCAUAGCAAUUUUUUCAAUGUGCCCCAAGGGCAUUAGUGAGCCUUUAUAGCUGAAAAAUGAUUCUUGUUAUAUUAAUCAUUCCAUGAAUAAUAGGUUAAUUACCUUGGGUUAAUAACUCCAGGAAUUAUUUUAGACAACACAAAAGGUCUCAUGUGAAUAUACUUAUAUCUUGGAUUUAAUUUCAGUCUUGCUAAAUAAAAUGUCUUUUGUCUUUA